AUGGCCGAAGUAGCAUUGCUGCAGAAGCUCAACAGUCUCUUCAGCCGGGUCACAGAGGAUGAGCAGAAUGAUGGCUCUGGUGUGAUCGACGCAGAGCUGCAGCGGAUGCUGGACGGAUAUCUCGACAGCACGGAGCAACCUAGCAACGAGAUUGUGACUGCACUCGUACAACACUGGCAAGCGUUGCGUCCUCGAGUCGCCGGCACGGGAAGACUUGAUCGACAUGCAGCGCUCUUCGUGCUCCUGCUCAAGAGCGUCACCUGCAGGCAGGGAUCUACCGACCAGCAAAAGACUGAAUGGACCAAAGCUUGGUAUGCUACCCUCGUGCGGCCUGCGCUCCUGCUCGAGGCGCCAGAUCGUGUCCUGCUCGAUCGGCAGGCUAUGACCGCCAUGACAGAGUCGGCAGUCUGGGCGGGUACAUCGACCGACGACGCUCUUUCAUCAAUGACGAGCAUGCUCGUCGAGGAUUACCUGGCGAGCGUCAAGACGACCGCUGCGCAAGAUGUCAGGCUCCUCGAAAACGUUCUCAUCACGCUCGGUCGGACGAAUUCCAAGGCUUUCCUGGCCAUGCUGUACUCCCGUCUCGUCCUCGCGCCCCCCGACCGCUACUCCUGCAUCUUUCUCAUCAACGCCUUCUUGCGGACUCAUCCAUCGCAAGCAUAUCUGGCAGUAGCCACAGAGAGCAAGCUGCUUGAUGUUCUGGCUUUGAUCGCGACCGUCGAACAGCAUCUCGGUUGCGUUACGCUUUCGCUCCUCACGAUCGUCACCGUGCUGCCCAGGAUCACGACCUACGUGCCUGCCGCAUUGCCCAAUCUGCUCGCUGCUCUUGGCAGGUGCAUCACUUGGCCAGAAGACCAAGCCGUUAUGCCAGAGACUAGCGAGGUAGCAAUCGAAGCGCCGCCAGCCAGUCCAGCAAUACGAACUUUCGACUUACGGCCAGAGCUGUCAUGGCAGCCGGUUGUCGAUCACGGUACCCAGCCGCCAAAGGUGUCAGACGUGAUACCUGCCGUCACUGCGCUCUUCACGUGUCUCUACGGCCUGUAUCCGCGCAACACGCUCACGUUCUUCAGAGAAGGCACAGCCUAUCUUCGUCGGUCUGGCUGGGCAUCGCCAUUUGCGCACGAGUCUACGAUGGAUGAGGUACUCGAUCUGUCGCUGCUCCAACGUCGCUGUGAGCCCAUCCUACGAUCUCACGCCAUCAAUUGCAACCUGCUCUACUUUGCAGACUUGGCAGCAGAGCUGAAAGACGUAGAUCGAUGGGCAAAGCAGGAAGGCCCAGAUGUCAUCGCCUUUUGCGAUUCGCACGUCAUACCUCGAAAGUCAGACCUGAUAGCACCCGAUCUGACGGGGCAUCUCACCUUGCGACUCGAUCAUUCGGCAGAGACCGAUACAGCUACACUUCGCCGCGCGCUAGCUCUUGCGCGUUCCGAAGUCGAUUUCGAGCGUUUCCUGCGGAGUCAGCAGCAACAGCAUAUGGGCUCCUUACAUCGACAGGCUAUCAUCGACACCGGCGUAGAAGCCGAACGACAGAAUCUGUACAAUACCAUCCGGCAUCUGCGUUCGCAAGUGGCACGAUCACAUAACGAGCUCACGAAGACGCGCACGGAAGCUGCCGAGUCAAAGUCUCGCCAGCGACGCUACGACUUGGAGCUGCAGACCAAAGUCAAGGCGCUGAGGGAAGAGAAGGCGCAGUGGCAAGUCGAAUUGGAUAGCGUCAAAGAAGCUCUGGCUUCGACGAGAGCAGCAUUCGAGGAACAGUCACGCGAUAUGGAUCGAGCUGGCGCGCGUCUGUUCGAGUACGAUGCAAAGCAGCAACAUGACAAGCCUGUGGGCGAAGAGCUGGCAGCUGCUCGGACGAAGAUCGAAGCUCUUAGCUCGGAGCUUCAGCAGAGGGAUGAGCAGCUUGCAAAGCAGCACCAAGAUCAGGAAGAGGCCAAGCGACUCAGGGGUGUACUUCAUGAGCAGCAAGAGCUACUGCGUGCUGCAGAGACCGAGCUUGACUCUGCUCGCGAGAUCACCUUGACGCAAGAGCGCGCAGUAUCGGAUCUCGAGCAGCAACUGUUGCAGCUCAGAUCGACUCGGGGCUUGUCGAGCUCGGCCAACGGCGAUGCAGCCCGAGAGCUCGAGCGGCUUCGAACGGAGCACAAGAAGAUGCGCUCAAGAGUGACUGAGCUCGAGAUCAAGCGUCACUCGUGGAGCAACGGCAUCACCAUCGCAUGA
Mixia osmundae IAM 14324 is the source of this 2220-nucleotide messenger RNA. RefSeq lists its product as uncharacterized. Gene Ontology annotation, cellular component: TSC1-TSC2 complex. The transcript has 2 exons. Lineage: Eukaryota; Fungi; Basidiomycota; Mixiomycetes; Mixiales; Mixiaceae. Gene Ontology annotation, biological process: negative regulation of TOR signaling; regulation of cell cycle. The record is from RefSeq and is a predicted model, not a curated record. Bases 1 to 2220 code for a protein of 739 amino acids.